Molecule: messenger RNA, 5528 nt
Organism: Aricia agestis (brown argus)
Lineage: Eukaryota; Metazoa; Arthropoda; Insecta; Lepidoptera; Lycaenidae
Exons: 15
Coding region: 581-4243 (1220 amino acids)
Molecular function (GO): protein binding
Source: RefSeq, a predicted model, not a curated record
CUAGGUUCAAGGGGAGCCAGAUAGAUUGCCGGCGCGUUUCACUAUUUAUAGAGCCUCGAGUCUAUUUAGCAGACCGAUCUCAGUGCAGAUAUGUCCGGAGUCGCGACCGUCCAAAUCUCACACUCCCGCGCCGAAUUACGACGAAAAUUACGUCAAAACAUUGAAAAAUACGAAGUGAUCAAAUUUUGGUUUUACGGCUUGUUUUCAGUGCAAAUGUGAUUUGUGACAGUGAUUUUAAGUUAAGUGGUAGUAAUCGUUUGUGAUACGUGCGAAUAAAAGUACAAGGUUUUCUUAUAUUAUUUUCUGAGGCACUAAAAAUUGGUUGUGCUACCGUAAUAAUUUUGUAACCGUGCUAAUUACCAUAUUCAUAAACAAACGUGUGUAUGUUGAAAAACAAAAUUGACAUUGGAGUUAUUUACACGAGAAUGCCAAAGAAUAUCUGGAGAGAAGCCAAAAUGAGCAGCUGACUGUAAACAAACUAAAUAGUAUCGUAUAACUGAAUACCUAGCGAUACAUCACAACAGAACGCCGCCGAGCCGUAAUAGAUGCUAGGCCUAAUUCGAAGGGAAAACUUUUCCAAAUGGCGGAGAAAGGAAACUCGUCCGACAGUGACGGACCAAUAAUACAGGAUAACGUAAUACGAAUACAGCUCCGGAAACCGAGUCAUCGGAAAUGGGCGCUGAGGACGCAGAACAAGUCACCUGGAAUAAGAUUCCCGACAAUACAGCUAUUCGACUGCGAAGGAAACUUAUUAUUAGAAACUAAUGAUGAUAAUAUUUCGAUAAAAAGUUCAGAUUUUCAUGAACCCGCCCUGAAAUCGAGUCAAUCUUUGAAAGAAAAAGAUUACAGGCACAUCAUAAACAAAAAUUUGAUACGAAAACACAAUACUAUUUCCGGAGAGAAGGUUUACACGCGAGUCUUCAGGAAACCCGUGCAAGUGUCGGAAAAUAAUGUAGGAAAGUCCGUCGUAAACGAUAACAAUUCUUCUGAAAACAUUCCAAAUAUAUUCACAACAAUAAAUACUCCAUCGAGCAACAACUUGUUGAGUAGUCGAGAAUCCUCGCCUUUCGAGGGACAGAGCGAGAUAAGCAGCUACAAAAGUUCCGAUUACGAGAAUCACAAAUCAUCAGAAACGAAAAGUGAUGAGCAGAAUAGUGAAUCCAAUAUCGAAGAUUGCAAACAGUCAUACGUCUCAUCUGUGAACGAAUCGAAUUAUGCGUGGAAAGAAAACGAUAAACAGGGUAAUGUGUACUUAGGACUUCAAACAUCUCAAUCGUUCAAUAAUGAAUUGUUAUCUGCGAAUUUACACGAAAAUCGAAGCAAUAAUGUGUUACGUUCGAAAUCGGUCGCUCUGUAUAAGCCGCCACAAAAUAAAAUAUACUUCCUAAACACCUACUUAAAAAGCUUACAAGCCCGAAGGAGCUCUAAUGCUUCUAAUCCGGAUUGGUUGUCGAUACAUUUGCGCCAAACAAAAGAUCCGCAGGAGGACUCGUACAAUAGAUCCAAAAAUGUCGAAUCCCCCAAGGGCCGUUUGAAAGUAUCCAACAAUGUAUCUGAGGCGGAAUUCAACAAUUCGCCGUCCGAUGUUGCGGCAAAAUGUGAAAUGAGGAAGCGAUUAAAAAUGUACCGACGCGGCAUAUCUGAAAAUGAAUCGCGGUGUAAAAGUUCAAAUGGGUUUAAGAAGAGGCGACACUCGGUGAGCGGUGCGAUGAGUAUUACUCUCUCCUCCUCGUCGGAGAGUGUGGAUGAGGCUGAUGUUGUUCUAAACCGCUUAAAGAGAAGGAUCCGUAAGAAUAAAAUAAGGGAGAAACGAACUCGAACCGAUUUAAAUGGAUGUGGUGGAAACGGGAAGCGCAUCGGGGGCGCGUCCGAGGAUUGGCGCGAUGCGGGCGGCGGGACCCUCGUGAGGGCCCGCCUCACCAUGGGCUCCAACAUCAGCCAGCACUCGGUGAAAGGCCUGAAGGGGCGGCGCGCGCGUUCCAGCGGGGACCUCUGCAAUGGCGAAGCCAAGGAGACGGAGUCCUCGGUGUGCGGCUCCGUGGUGGGCGACGUCAUGGGCUGGAACCGCUCCCUGCCCAAUCACCUGGACGGAAACCGACAUCUAGCGGACUACAGCCGCGUCAACAAUAACUACGCCGAGUUUGGAACGUACCGCAGCCAGACCAAGGGUAGGGGGCUGCGCUACCGCGUCUCCAAGUCGGGUUCAAAUGCAGAACCAGUAUGGAAGCUCCAGGACCCGGGUUUCGACCAGGGCUACGGGUCGGAGAGGUCGCCGGAGGAGGACUACCUGCCGCCCAUCGUCCCUCCCAUAUCCCUGGAGCAGUACGAGCAGGAGCUAAGAGCGGUGUACCCCUUUAUCACUGAAGACAACACGUUCACAGUGGUUGUGGAGAAGGACGGGCGUGGUCUGGGGAUGUCGGUGUGCGGGGGCGGGGGGCUGGUGCGGAUCCGCCGCCUGUACCCGCCGCAGCCCGCCUGGCGUACCGGCCAGCUUGCGCCGAGGGACCUCCUGCUGUCCGCCAACAAUGUGCCAUUAGCGGGACUUAGUACUUACGAAGCCCUGGAAGUUCUGCGGACAGCAUCAGCGCGGGUGGAGCUGCGGGUGUGUCGCCCGCCCGCUGACGUGGUGGAGAGCGUCACGCCGCCCGAGCCGCCCACGCCGCCCGCUCGCACCCCGCACCCACCAGUUGACCCGCUCAACUGCCAUCCGCUGCAUGCCAGAUUAUCUCAAACCACCAGCAGUGCUACCACUUCGUCGUCGGAGGGCAGAGGGCGGAGGGAAGCGAGUCCGGAGCACCACGCGCGGCACGACCUGCGUCUACCGGGGCUAGAGCAACCUCUCCCGGUAUACAACAUACAGUAUGGGGACGAUGGUGCUUUGGAGUUCGACAUCGUUAUGACCAAGGUGAAUGGUUCCCUCGGAUUCACGCUGAGGAAGGAGGACCACAGUGCCUUAGGCCACUACGUGCGGGCGCUGGUUCGGGAACCCGCGCUCAGCGACGGCAGAAUACAGCCGGGAGACAGGAUAGUCGCAGUAAACGACACACCAAUGUCGAACAUGUCUCACGCGGAGGCGGUCGCGUUUCUCCGCGCGUGUGACUCGGAGGUGCGGCUGCGGCUGUACCGGGACCACGCCGCGACGCCUUUGUCACCCAUGUCGCCGAAGGACGAGGGCCCGACGGACUCCGAUGCGCCGUUGAACAGACCGAAACCACCGUUGAGGGCCGAAGCAGUAUCCAUGCUAUGUGACUUGGCGGCGAGACGGCUCACCCCCGACGCCGGGGACAGCCCCCGCUCCCCCUGCCUCUCCCCCCGCAAAUACCGCAAACUCACCAAGGACAACAACCACUAUGAAACACCUAAUGAUGCUCUCAACCCACUAGAAGUUGAUAUAAAACGAUCAACGUGCACACACUCGGAAGCGAAAACCGAGGUCGAAGACGCUAAGGUUGACACGAAAGCCGAACCGGCUCCAGAUAACCGAGCUGGUCAGGAGACGAAGCGGCAGCGUUCUAUUUCUAUCACGAGCCCCACGGCACCGCCCACAUGUAGAAAACAAAAGCUAAGCCUGACAGUGCCUCCACACGGCUACGAGCUGAACAACUUAGACAAUGACACGUUAGACGCACCGAACAUAUACCAGGAGGACAUAGCGCUGCAGAAGCUCAAGGAGCCGGCGUUCCCCAUAGACUCGGACGAGCCAGUGUCGAUGCCAGCGGAACUGUCCAGCGACGAGAGAUUUAAACACUCCAAUCCAGCGUACCAAAGUGCUGUACUACAUAGUUCGACUAGCGAGAGUGCUGAUAAAGAUGAUGGUUUAAAUUUAAAGAAAUGGAAAGGUGUCGCUCUAUCCCCAGACAACGAGCGUAAAGUGAAAACGCCCAUCGAAGAAAAACCAAAACCAGCAGAUAUAGAAGUACAAAAAGAAAACAUCAACCCGUCACCAGAAAAAGACACAAUAGAUGCUGAGCCUACGAUAGUGACAGUUGAGCUGAAUCGGGGCUGGAACAGCCGGCUGGGGUUCAGCGUGCAGAGCCACCCGGACUCCGGCCAGAGCUACAUCUCCGCGGUGUACAGCGACAGCGUCGCCGCCAGAGACGGCAGACUGCGCCGCGGUGACGUCAUACUACAGGUUAAUGAUGAGAACGUUACAUCCAUGAAGACGCCGGAAGUGAUCGACUUGCUGCGAAUACUGCGGGGAUCCAUCUGCAUCACCGUGCUACGGCCGCCUAAUCUACAAUGAACCUUUUAGACUACUAUUCAUUAUUAUAUCAUCUCAGCCUUAAGAGGAGUUAAAUUUCGUUUUAGGUAAUACUACUCAAGUAAUUUUUGGCCAAACUUGUAAAACCAUUUCAAGAACCUACUUCUGACUUCACAAGGCGUAAUGUUUUCAGCUGACUUCACAAGGCGUAAUGUUGCCAGACAAGUUUUCCUUGAAGUUCAUAUUUUGAAAUCGCGUUAGGUGAACGAUAGUUUUAAUCAGCAACAUUUAUUUAAUUUAAAUAACAUUAAUUAAACUAAGACGUAAUGGGUCUAUUUUAUAUUAAUGUACCACUUUUUCAAAUCGCAGUAACACGCAAAAAUCGCACCUCAACUUCGUCACAUUUAGGUAAGAAAUUAGAAAAGCAAAUUGUAGAGAAAGCAAAUUAUCAUACUUCUGUAUAAAAACAUUACGAUGUGUGAACUAAUAAUAUUAUAUGAAUCGCCAAUUAGGAUUGGUGAAAAAUUAAAUAGAUUUGCAGUUGGUGAAAAAUUAAAUCGUUUCACACUUUCAUGAUUAAGUACUUAUGGAGCUACUUAGUGACUUGUAUUCUCCGUCAACUUCAUUAAAUGAAUACUUAAGUAAUCAAUAAAAUGUCUCUUGAUGCGGUCGUUAGAUAUUAAAGCGGAAAUUGAAGUUGAUUUCAUCAACCGCAGCAACGAACUCGCAGAAAUCGACUGCGUCACUAUUAUACAGUAGAAAUUGUAAGCAGUAGACAAAAAUAUCAUUCCAAGAUUUGUUGUUGUAGAUAGAGUUAUCUGUAGUUAUCGUAAAUUGUAAAAAGACUUAACUAGAAUCAAAAGUUUAAUGUAAAAUUUAGAACGACAAGCGUUAACAGAAUCAGGCGCGAAUAACUGAACUCCUUAAAGUAUAUUUUAAUGUUGGCCAACCUGCUUAAGCAAUGAAAAUUGAAAACAAUAAUAGUAACACGCAUAUGUUUAUAUAUUUCUGUCUGUAUGUAACUUGUGACUUGUUUAGUUCCUAAACGUAUUUAGACACAAUUAAUAGCAAAUGUUUUAUAUAGGAUUUAUAGGACUUACGCUCAGCGAUCUGACUUUGACGUAAGUCGUUGGGUAGGGACUUUUAAAAAUAUAUAACUUUGUAAUCACGCAAAAGACAUGCAAAUAGAUAAUAUUGCUCGUGACUAAAAUGUAUGUCUUGGACGACAAUCUUGUCGUACAAGUUCACAUUUCAAUAAAAGUUAGAUUAAAUGAACACUUUAGGGAGCAUGGGACACAUUACUUAGUACUUAGACAGAAUAAGGCGU